AUGGCGGCCGUCGCGCCUCCGCCCGACAACCUUGACCCGCCGCCGGCCACUCCCCCAGCCGCGGCUCCUGCCACCACGCUCACCCCGCCUCCCGCCGCCACCUCCACCCCGCCAAACCCCGCGACGCCCGGUCCCGCGGCGCCUAGCCCAAACCCUAGCCUGCCCGCUGCCCCCGCCCCCGCUUCCACGCCUCCGGCGGCAGUCGCGCCGCCGAUGCCCCCAGCUCCGGUCUCCUUCGCCGCCACUUUCCGUCCGCUCGGUGCCCCGGCGCCACCGCCGCCGCACCAGGUCCCGCAGUACGGCGCGGUGCCGCCGAACCCGGGCUACCCGAUGCUGCAGGCGAUGCAGCCGCCGGGCGUCCAGGUCGUUAUGCCACCGGGCGCCGUGCGGCCACCGGCCAUGUACGGGCCGCCCCAGCCGGGAGCAUACAUACCGCAGCAGGGCGCUGCGGUCCCCCAUCCCGGAUUGCCUCGUUAUCCUGCACCGUAUCCUAUGGUUCGUCCAGGUUUUGUUCCACGUCCAAUGCCGCCGCCUGGUGUUGUGGCAAUUCAACGACCACCAAUAAUUUCUGGGAUUAGGGCUAUUCUUCCUUUGGUAGCCCCAAGUGCCCGGCCACCUGCUCCAGCCGUUACGCUGGCUGAUAAACCGCCAACUGCAGUUUAUGUUGGCAAGAUUGCCCCAACAGUAGACAAUGAUUUCCUUCUUUCACUUCUUCGGCUUUGUGGACCUAUCAAGAGUUGGAAGCGUGCCCAAGAUCCAAGUGAUGGAAAACCUAAAGGUUUUGGGUUUUGUGAAUUUGAAUCUGCUGAAGGCAUCCUUUGUGCGACACGGCUUCUCAACAAAUUGAGCAUUGAUGGUCAGGAACUGGUGAUUAAUAUAAAUGAUGCUACCAAGGAUUACCUGAAGAAACAUGUUGAGGAAAAGAAGAGAGCACAAGAGAAGGCAAAAGAAACAGAAGAUGCAAGCGGUCAUGGAACUACAGCUGUUGCUGAAAAUGAAUCAUCAAAAUCUGUCCCUGAUGAAUCGGAUAAGGAGACAGGAGAUGCUGGAGAUAAGGACAAUGAAGAGAACACUAAGAAAUUUGGGAUUGUUACUGAUGAAGACUCUCAAGCUGAUAAAGACGUCGCAGAAAAAAUAAGCAAUAUGAUUGAGGAGUGGUUAAAGACUAGACCGCCACCCCCACCUCCACCUCCUCCGGUUCAACAAUUUGCUGAUAGCUCUGGCGUAGAUAAGGCAAAAAAUGAUUCUAAUGAUAAGAAUGAUGCUGACACUGAUAAAAGGGCAGUUAAUGAAACAGAAAGAUCUGAAACUGCCUCUCCUGAUAGGAGGAAGGAUAGAGAGCAUGAUAAGGAUAAACGGGACAAAGAUCUUGAAAGGCAUGAUCGUGAACGGGAACGUGAAAGAGUACGGAGGGAUAGAGAGAAGGAUCACAAGCAUAGAGAAGCUGAUAGGCUAUACAGGGAUCGCCUUAAGGAGUGGGAAUCUAGGGAGAGAGAGAAAGAAUAUCAGAGAUAUAGUGAAAAGGAGAAAGAAAGAGACAGAGAACAUAACCGCAGAAGGGAGAUCCUGAAGCAGGAAGACAAUAGUGAUGAAGAGGAUAAUAGGAAAAGGAAGCGAAGUAGUAGCUCACUUGAAGAUAGGAAAAGGAGGAGGCAACGUGAAAAGGAGGAAGAUUUGGCAGAUAAAAUAAGGGAGGAAGAGGAAAUUGCAGAGGCAAGGAGGAGGGCUGUAGAGUUGCAACAGCAAGCAGAUGAAGCAGCUGCAGCCGCUGCAGCUGCUGAAGAGUCUGCUACACUUAUGGAGGUUGAUGGUGGUGACGAAAAGGAAACAGAUGCACAAAAUAAGCCGACGGUUGUGGAGGCUGAUAACAUCCUGAGCUUUGCUAAUGGUGUUGGUGCUGGUGGACUUGGUAAGGAAAAUAAUGGUGAAGAAACAAGCAUGGCACCUGGUCAACUCGCUGAUACCAAGCAAAACAGCAAUGCCCCAGCAAAAAAACUGGGUUUUGGUUUGAUAGGCUUGGGCAAAAGGACAUCUGUUCCAUCAGUUUUUGCUGAAGAGGAUGACGAAAAUAAUGUUGAUAAAAGCAUAAGACCUCUAGUACCUAUCGAUUACUCCAAUGAAGAAUUACAAGUUGUACAGGCUAAUUCUUCUACUGGGGCAAAUGUCGCAGCAGCUGCCGAGUUUGCCAAGCGCAUCUCAGUUUCAAACUCAAAGGAAGAGAAGGCUGACGCCGAGAAGGAUAGGAAUAGGAGAUCCAGUGAAGGUCGUCCUAGUGAUGAGCGAAGAGAGAAGCUACAUGAUCGCGAGAAGGAUAAGCCCAAGUCAGAGAACAAGAAGAUUCUGGAUGCAAAGCAAUUAAUUGAUAUGAUCCCAAGGACAAAGGAAGAGCUUUUUGCCUAUGAUAUAAACUGGGCGAUAUAUGACAAGCAUGAGUUGCACGAGAGAAUGAGACCUUGGAUUUCAAAAAAGAUUAUUGAGUUUCUUGGCGAGGAGGAAUCAACUUUGGUGGACUAUAUUAUUUCCUGCACCAAAGACCACGUUCAGGCAGAAAAAAUGCUAGAUCUCCUACAGUCGAUUUUGGAUGUUGAGGCCGAGAUGUUUGUCCUCAAGAUGUGGAGGAUGCUGAUAUUUGAGAUCAAGAAAGUCGAAUCUGGACUAUCAGGAAGAGCAAAGUCAUGA
Molecule: messenger RNA, 2679 nt
Organism: Miscanthus lutarioriparius
Lineage: Eukaryota; Viridiplantae; Streptophyta; Magnoliopsida; Poales; Poaceae
Source: the annotation of a GenBank genome assembly